This is a messenger RNA of Nothoprocta perdicaria, 1007 nucleotides long. RefSeq names its product ankyrin repeat domain 1 (gene ANKRD1). Gene Ontology annotation, molecular function: RNA polymerase II-specific DNA-binding transcription factor binding. Lineage: Eukaryota; Metazoa; Chordata; Aves; Tinamiformes; Tinamidae. Gene Ontology annotation, cellular component: nucleus. Gene Ontology annotation, biological process: regulation of transcription by RNA polymerase II. The record is from RefSeq and is a predicted model, not a curated record. The transcript is spliced from 9 exons. Bases 1 to 954 code for a protein of 317 amino acids.
AUGAUGGUGAUGAAGGUCGAAGAGCUGGUGACGGGGAAGAAAACUGAUGAUAAAGAGACUGGCAGUUUCCUCCCUGAGGACUUCAGAAAUGGAGAGUACGAAGCUGCUGUAAGGUUAGAGAAGCAGGAGGAUCUAAAGACAGUCUCUGAGCUGACCCGAGGAGAACUGGCCUAUGAGCAGGAGAAAAAGCUAGAGGCAGAGCUCAAGAAGAAAAAAUUACAGGAGAGGCCAAAACUUGAGAACUUGGAAGAUCUUGAAAAAAUUAUUCAGCUGAGGAAGAAGAAAAAGUGCAAGAAAGUGAAAGUGCCUGUUUUAAAGGAACGCGAACCAGAAGUUAUUACAGGACCAGUGGAUAUACCUACCUUCUUCAGGGCUGCGCUGGAGAACAAGCUGCCAGUCAUCGAGAAAUACUUGUCAGACAAAGGGGAUCCGGACGUCUGCGAUGAGUACAAGCGCACAGCGCUGCACAGGGCAUGCUCCGAAGGACACCUAGAGGUGGUGAAAAAGUUGGUGGAAGCUGGAGCCCAACUCGAACUGCAAGAUAUGCUGGAAUCCACAGCCCUGCACUGGGCAUGCCGGGGCGGCAACCUGGACGUUCUGAAAUUCCUGCUGGACAAGGGAAUAAACAGAAACGCCAGAGACAAGCUGCUCAGCACCCCUCUGCACGUGGCUGUGCGAACGGGCCAGUACGAGUGUGGGGAGCACCUCAUCGCCUGCGAGGCCGACCUCAACGCCAGGGACAGGGAAGGGGACACUCCGAUGCACGACGCCGUGAGGCUGAACCGCUACAAAAUGGUCAGACUCCUGAUCCUUUACGGAGCGGACCUAACCAUAAAGAAUCACGAAGGGAAAACCCCCAUGGACCUCGUGCUUCAGUGGCAGAAUGGCACCAAAGAGAUAUUCAACAGCCUGAAAGACAAUUCCUACAAAAGCACACAGCUGAACAAGUUCUGAGGAUAGAAGAUGGCUUUCUGUUGCUUUUAAAUGCUCCUUACCAGCCAUGACGA